UCAAGCAAAUAAUGAAAUUCUUUUAUAUUUUUACAAUAUUUUGUGUUAUUUUUAUAAUAGUCCUUAUUUUGGUUAAUUCCAUCGAGGCUGGGAUUUACAAUAAAAGGACCAUGCCUUAUUUAAAAACAUAUCACCUUGAAGCUCCGUUAAUUAAAGACAAUUCGCAAAGUUCAUUAAUUUUUCUCAGAGAAAAUGAGAAUUAUGGUGAACGAAAGCGUCGUCAAACUGCAGAUGAUUCAUUAAAUAUUAUUCCACAACAUCUGGUUAAUGAAAAUAUCGAUUUGGAAUCUUUGUUAGCAGAUUAUGAAACAGAUUAUGCUAAACCUAUUAGAUUUGAGCAAGAAAUUAAAAGAACUUCCCAAAUAGGAAAUCUGAAGCAUGAGCCUCAAAAAAUAUCUAGACAAAUUUCUGUUCUCGAUCAUGAAGCAAAUCUGAGGAAAAAUUCUGAAGAGGAAAAUGAGAAUAGUAUUGAAGAUAAAGAAGAAUCGAGAAUAUCUGAUAGUUUUAAAGAAAAAGCUAAUGAUAAAACAUAUAAUGGUGAUUACAAAUUUAAAAAGAAUGAUGAGUCUCGCAAUCGAAAUGCAAUAAAUGAUAAGUUAAAUUUAUAUAAAAGUAUUCUAAAUGACGAUCAAUUGAUAAAUUCCAAACAGACUGCCUGCUGUUCGAAUUCCGAUUUAAGCAGUUGCCAACAUUGUUCCCAACACGUUGAAGGAGGAGCUUUAGCAAAUCGUUUUGUUAAAAGUAAAAAUAAUUUGAAGGUAAAUAACAAUCAGCCUUCGCAAAUGGAUGUUAAAACGAAAUCAAAAGAUUUUAGUUUCAAAUCCCACAAGCCUUUUAAAAAUCAAGAAGAUAAGGACGAUGAUGAUGAGCAGGAUGAGGAUCAGGAACAUUUAAAUCCUCUAAAGAAUCCAACAGCUGUUCUAAAAAGUCCUAAACAAGAAAUACAAAAUUCGAAUUUAACUUCGUAUAAUGACUCGAAUUUUACUUCACCUAAGAAAAAUUCAGAAACUAUGAAUCAGAAAGAUAAAACCUUAAUGUGGAACUCUUAUCAAACUUUAAAUGAUGAUCAGUUAGAAAAUGCCAAAAAUAAUCUCUCCCAUGAGGCCAACUAUAAGCUCUCAAAAACUGAACAGGAUGCGUCGGAGAAGAAAAAAGAUUUCUCCUGGAAAUGGGGUAUAUUCAAGAGAUCACAUCAAUUUAAUCCCAUGAAUGAGAUCAAACUAAAGACCAGUAGUCGUCUGAUGAAAAAAGGUUUUGGUGCAUCUUUGCCUAGUUAUUCUCUGGGAGAGACACGCAAAGAGUUGAUGAUUGAAAAUAUGUUGAGGAAAAAGGAAAAGCUUUUGCAGUUGGAGAAAGAAGGCAAAUGGGAUGUUGAUAAUGUGAAAAGUUUAAAGAAGUCCUUUGGAGAUGAUGUUAUGGAGCCUUAUGAUCAGUUAGAUGAUUUAGUAAAUAAGCCUUUAGAAUCGGAUCUAGGUUCAAUAGUACAAAAAUAUCGGGUUUAUGAUAGACAGAAGAGAAUGAGUAAUGAUAUCGAAAGAUUUAAAAGAGAGGCAAGAGGGGAAAAUGUUGAGAAAUUAAAGAAAAAGCUCUUGAAAGUUGAAGAGCCAAAAGCUAAAGAUCUCUACUUAAAUGGUAAUAUGGAAUCAUGGAGAUCGAUAAAGGAUAUGAAAGGUUAUGCAAAAAAUGAAACUGAUAUAAAGUCUGCUAAAGGUAAGCCUGUUCGAAACAACACAAAAAGCUAUAAAAAAGCUUUAAGUUCUAAAAAUAUUUUCGCCAAACAUACAAGUGAAAGUCGACCAUUACAGCUUUUGAAACAAGUAAAUAAACAUGAUUUCAAAUUAAACAACUUUCAAGCUUUAAGCUCUUUACAAAAUAAAAAAGCUUAUGUUUCUAAUACUACAUAUUUUCAGCCAUUACAAAGAAGAAAACGUUCCUUACAACUAGAAACAUCUACAAAAGCUUUUAGCACCAAUGAAACCCAAAAGCUCUUUUCAAAUGCACCUGAGAAAGCUAAUUUUUCAGCUAAUACUUUUAAGCUUGCCAAGCGGCAUAAUUCCUUAAAAGCUUUACAUUCUAAAAAUAAUAAAAAUUUUGCAAAGCAGCAAGCUUUUAAUGUUAAAAGUUAUAAGAAGCUUUUAAAGCAUACACAAAUGGUAGCGAAUGACGAUGUGAAAGAGAAUAAUAAUCUUAAAAAUGACCUUAACAGAGGACAUGUUAAAAAAUUAUAUAAAAAAGCUGUGGAUUUAAAAAAGCCCUUAAAAGCUUUGGCUUCAAAUACUUUGGCAAAAACUAGCAAAAGCACUAAAAGUCAAACAAUCAAUAAAAGUUUUCCAAAAGUAUCCAACAAAAGCUUUUCCAAAUAUUUAUUAAAAAAAUUUUCCAAAAAUAAAAGCUUUUCUCAAAAGCUUUUGAGCCAUAAACAAUUUAAUUUUAUGAAUAAUGUUCAUAAGAUUUCUGCAGUUAAGAAAAGUAGUUUAGAAAAAUGUCCUGCUAAUGAUUUAAAAGCUUUUAGAGAAGCUAACCCAAGCUUUUUUGCGGAAAAAGCUGAAACUGAUAGUACAACGAAAAAAUACUUUAAUAAAAGCAAAACUGAUUUAACAAUAAUGAAAGAGAAAAACUUGCAUGUUAACAAUGGCAACGAAAGCUUUUAUAGAGAGACUAACCAAAGCUUUUUUGCAGAAAAAGCUGAUAAUACAACGAAACAAAGCUUUAAUAAAGGCCAAACUGAAUUAACAAUAAUGAGAGAGAAAAACUUGCAUGUUAAUAAUAGCAAUAGCAACGAAAGCUUUUUUGAUAAAUAUCAGGAAAACUUGAAUACGACUGAAGAAGGUUUGUUAAAGAAAAGCUUGAUAAAAAGAUUUAAACCUAAAAAAGGUUUUGAGGGAUCAGUUACAAACAACUUUAAAAACUUCAAGAGAAAUUUGCAUAUUAAUGGAUCCACGAAAUCUAACCAAAGCUUUAAGCGCUCAAAACGUUCUUUAAAAACAAAUCCUUUGGAAAAUGACAUAAAGUCUGAAACUUCUUACUACAAGGAUUUAUACAAACCACAAUUCAAUUCGGAUUAUGUAAAUACAAAGCUUUUAAAAUCAAAUCCAGAAAAUGAAUUUUCAAACUCUCGGCAGGUUUUCCAAAAUGAGGAACUAAAAAGGAAUCUAAAUGAAGAUUUCGAUUUUACAUUUAAUAGAGAAAAAUUUGCAAACCUAAAUGACAGAGACUUGGCAUUGCAAAAGUUCAGCGAUAUAAAUUUCAAUAAGUUGUGGCAACAGGAUAAAUCUCAUAAAAGUGAAAAACCUUUAAUAAAACCUAAAAUGAGAAAAAAUAACCCCAAACAAUGGCAACAUAAAACUCAAAAUAAAAGACAAAAUAUUGCUUAUAACAAAAACAAUAUCAAUAACGACAUCACCGGAAAUCUAAAAUUAGAUGAUUUCCCUUUGAAAGUUCAAUUGUUAAAAGAUAAAUAUUUAAAUGAUUUAGAAAAUUUUAAUAAAAAUUACAAAUUCAAUGAAAAUCAUUUCACUUGGCCACAAACAAAUUUCAAAAACUAUAUCAGUCCUAUAGACAAUUCUACCGAAAUGUUAACCACAACUACAGAAGAUGCUAAAAAUCUAACAUUAGAAUUGCGUAAUGAGAUUUUAAAUUGUAAAGCUUUUGCCAGUUUAGAGGAAUUUCUAAAGUCUUUACCGCAAAAUAUAACAAAUUCCCUGUUUAAUCCUCAAACCGAACUUAACUCUAGUACGGAAAAAAUUGAAAUGGAUAUAAAUACUCAAGUCAUAACAGAAACCUCAACCAUUUCAACGCCCACAGUUGUAGAUUCCACUAUAAUUUGUACAAGUACUGAAGAAGUGGAAACUACUCCCGCAGAAGUCAUUGAAGAUAACACACAAUGCACUGAAGUCGAUUAUGAGGAAAUUACUGAAUGUAAUUCGGAAGAGAAUUUAGAUGAAACUUCUACAGAAUCUGUCUCGGAUUCCGUGACUGAGGAGGUUUUACCAAACACAACCUGUGCGGCUGAAAACGAUGUCAAAUUAAAUAUUUCCAUUAACGCCAAUGUACAUGGUAGUCUUAAGACAAAUAAUUUCUGUGGUAAUGGUUCAUUUAAUGUUGUACCCGGUUUGAAAGAUGAUCGUCUUAGACGUGGAGUUUUUAGUGAUAUUUCGGAAAAUUUUCAAAAGAGAAAAUGUGCUGAAAUACCAACUCAAAAGCCGUACGAUACAGAAGACAAUAACGAUAUUAAUGACUUAAUAUCCGGUAAAUAUUCAAAUAACGUUGUCAAAAACAUAUUCAAAACUGUACAGGAAAGUCAUGAUUUAAAAGCUUUAUGGCCUAGUUUGAAACGUAACCAACCAAGAGAAACUACUACAGAAUUUUGCUACAGCGAUACAGAAGACAAUAACGAUAUUAAUGACUUAAUAUCCGGUAAAUAUUCAAAUAACGUUGUCAAAAACAUAUUCAAAACUGUACAGGAAAGUCCUGAUUUAAAAGCUUUAUGGCCUAGUUUGAAACGUAACCAACCAAGAGAAACUACUACAGAAGCAAAUUUUUUUGCCAUAAGAAACGAGAAAAAUGAAAAAGUUUUAGAGAACUCUGAAAAGCUUUUGGCUCAAGUAAUGUCCUCUAUUAAUACGAUUAUCGAGUCGCAAGCUAGAUCUCAUGCUUGUGUGCCAUUAAGACCUGAUUUACAAGAAUUCUAUAAUAUGAUUAUACAAUCUCGCCGAGAACAGGAUAUGGUAAGAGAAAAACGUCAUCUUAAUCGUUUACACAAAAGAGAAGAUUUCAGUUACAACAAGCAUUUAAUAGAUUCCAAAGAAAUUGAGCAAGAAAGGAGUAAAGUGAAAAAGUUACUUAAAAAUGAGAAUCAAAAGAUGGGAAGAAGAGAGGAUCUCCUUCAGAAUUUAUCAAUUUUACAACAGCUGCAGGAUAAAGAAAAGAGACAAAAGCUUAAGCAGAAGGGAAGUGAACAACAGGCUUCACAUUUGAGUGGGAAGACAAGAAAAAGCUUACAGACGCAUUAUACUGCUGAAUUUUUGAAAUUGUUAAAAGCUGUUGAGUUUUAUAAGGACAUUUCUGAGGGACUAAUUUAAGUUUUAUUUUCUGAUUAUAUAAAACUUUUAUAUAUUUGAAAAGCUUUUUUUUUUCUAAGAAAUUUUACUUUAUUUUUUAUUUUAUUUAUGAAAAUUAAUAAAUUGUUAAGAAAAUAUGUAUAAAUUUCGAAUUUCUUC
Lucilia cuprina (Australian sheep blowfly) is the source of this 5219-nucleotide messenger RNA. RefSeq lists its product as uncharacterized. The record is from RefSeq and is a predicted model, not a curated record. The coding region runs from base 12 to 5081 and encodes 1689 amino acids. Lineage: Eukaryota; Metazoa; Arthropoda; Insecta; Diptera; Calliphoridae. The transcript has 4 exons.